GUGUUCUGAUUGGCUGGGCUGUUGUUUGAUUGGGAGAGAAAUCUUCCUUCAGUGUAAACUAGUUGUACUUCUUGUCGGAGAUGAAUGCGCCUGUCUCUUCCUGUUUGGUGUACCUGACCGUGUGUGAUGAGGGUGAGAGCUCCUGCUACAGGUCUUCCCGACUCCAGUUUACUUAGGGUUUCUUUUAUUAAUUUCCACACUAUAUGCAAGCUUUCCCAGUUGUCCCCAAAAGGACGUUUAUAGCUUUCUCUUUGAUCCAGGAUCCAAUCAAUAUUUGUAUGUUGCAUUCCUCCUCUUUUAUGUAGUCAUUCCUUCAUUCACGACGUUAACUCUGUGAAGAGUUCAGGACAGUUGUCAUGCGGACUGUCCCAGGUCUGGGGUUGUGGCUGUUUCCUCGUCCACGUGGACGACCAUCCUUAAGUCCUGACAGCGGCGAUAGAGCUCCAAAGGCUGGACCAGGGUUGGGUAGAGGUGAUGCUGCCGCGCAGGUGGGGGCGCCUGCCGGAAGCGGUAUGCCUUACGGGGCGGGGACUGGUACUCAUGCAAUACCCCGGCCCUGACCACCUUUCUCUGGCCCUUGGGACGAUUUCUGAUAACCUUCGCCUGAAUCAACGAUUCACUGGGGGCGGCACAGGGCUUUCUCCAAUUCUACUAUUCCUUCUUCCUGUGCUCGCUGUCAUUCUUUGGUAAAGAAGAGCCUUUUCCCAGCAAUCGGGGUGCACUACAACCCCCUAAAAGUCGGCCAUACGGUUAACGACCUCCCUUUAAUAGUUACAAGCGUCCAGAAUGAAUGUCCGCUCAGACGAGGGCCAGGGGGGGACGCUGUCUUUGCACCUCCUGGCCACUGCGAGGCGGUGGCGUGCGGCUCGGGAGAGGCCGGCGCUGACCUGUGACGUCACGCCACGCGCCCGGGGUCGACCGGCUCUGUCGUGUUUCGUCACGCCGUGCGUCUACGCUAAGCGGCGCGGUCGCGGGAGCCUGGGGGGGUCCCGGUGGCGGUCGCCAUGGUUUCGCACGUGCAGCUCCCGCCCGAGAUCCAGCUGGCGCAGCGCCUGGCGGGGAACGAGCAGGUGACCCGGGACCGGGCGGUGAAGAAGCUCCGGAAAUACAUCGUCGCCAGGACUCAGCGGGCCUCAGGUGGUUUCACUCAUGACGAGCUGCUGAAGGUGUGGAAGGGACUGUUUUACUGCAUGUGGAUGCAGGACAAGCCUCUCCUCCAGGAGGAACUAGGAAGGACCAUUUCCCAGCUCAUCCAUGCUUUUCAGAGUGCAGAGGCACAGCACCUGUUCCUUCAGACGUUCUGGCAAACCAUUAAUCGUGAGUGGACGGGCAUAGACAGACUGCGCCUGGACAAGUACUACCUGCUCAUGCGGAUGGUCCUGAAUGAGUCCUUGACGGCCCUGAAAAUGCGAGGAUGGGAAGAGAGACAGACUGAGCAGCUGCUGGAGCUGCUGACAACUGAGAUCCUGCACCCUGACAGCCAGGCUCCCAAUGGGGUGAAGAGCCACUUCCUGGAGAUCUUCCUGGAGGAGCUGACCAAAGUGGGCGCCGAUGAGCUGACGGCCGAGCAGAACCUGAGGUUCAUUGACCCCUUCUGCAGAAUCGCUGCCCGGACUGAGGAACCUCUGGUUUUGCAUAACAUCACUCGAGGCAUCUUCGAAACGAUCGUGGAACAGGCCCCGUUUGCCAUCGAAGACCUGAUGAAGGAAUUGGAGGAAGAGGAAGAUGAUGAGAUGUCAGAGGGCGACGAGGAGAUGUCGGCAGGCAAGGAGCGGGAGCGGGGACAGGAUGUGCCAUCCAAGAAGCCGUGGAAAGGCUCCAUCCAUGGGACUGAACCUGAUGUGGACGAGGAGCAGGGAGAAGAUGACGAGGACAGCGCUGGCCCUGUCCUCCAGUUUGACUAUGAGGCUGUUGCCAACAGACUGUUCGAAGUGGCCAGUCACCAGAGCACCCCUUCUCAGAACAGGAAGCGUCUCUACAAGGUGAUCCGGAAGUUGCAGCACCUGGCAGAAGUUGCCCGUGUUCCGUGUCGACCUCAGUUGGACUCUGAGCACGUUUGCAAAGAAGAGCGAGCAUCCGAUCCUCGGACUUACCUGACACGAGAGGGGCUGGAGCCAGAGGCUUGCCAGGGACCACUCACGGAGGAUGCAGAGCACGGAGGAUUCCAGGCACACUGUGGGCAAAAUGGACGAAAACCCAGCGAAGCAAAUUGCGUCCCCCGACUUCUCCCGGUGGCUUACAGCUUAAUGUGCUCAUUUCUCCCUGCUUAUUUUCUCCCAUUUAUACGUUGCUGGCACUGGGUAAUUUUACCCGGUUGCAGUCUCAGAGGAGAGUCGAGAUUUGGUUAUGAACCAUCAGUAGAACAAGAAGUGCUGUCAUCUGGGCUGUCUGCUCCCUCUGUGUGAGGUGGAACUCACUCGAGCAAGAACUUCCCUGCACUAACAGGGCCCUUUCGUCCCACAAGAAGCUCUCCCUAACACAGAAAGGCCCCCCCCUGGUUUCCAUCUCAGUGUGUGUGUGUGCUGGGAGGGAAGGGGUUGGAGAGGGGGAAGAAUGUAGGUUUUAGAGUCAAAAGUCCAGUGCUUGGCACUAGGACUUACCUGCUAUUUAAACUUCAGUUUCCCAAACACUCUUUGUCGGGGUGGGGUGGGUCACUUCACAUCCCAAAGUGGCCCUGGAGCUCCAACCAUCACGACCAUAUUCCAGGCAGGAAUAAGGAGAAUGGAGGGGCAAGAGAGUGCUUCUCAGCUGAAGCAGCCCUCUUUUUUUUUUUUUUUUGUGAAGAAGAUAGGCCCUGAGCUAACUUCUGUUGCCAAUCUUCCUCUUUUUGCUUGAGGAAGAUUGUCACUGAGCUGACAUCUGUGCCAAUCUUCCUCUAUUUUAUUUGGGAUGCCACCACUGUGUGGCUUGACAAGCGGUGCUAGGUCCACGCCUGGAAUCCAAACCAGCAAACCCUGGGCCGGCAGAGUAGAGCACGUGAACCGAACCACUAUGAGCCCUUACUGAAUUGAGAGGGGUUCACACCACAACCCCGUCCUCAGCCUCCCUCGUGGAUACCCAGGUGGACACAGCCAGGUCCAGGAUCCCUGCAGAGGCCCGAGGACCCUCUGGAACAUUCCACACGCUCAUAAA
This is a messenger RNA of Equus caballus (horse), 3132 nucleotides long. Lineage: Eukaryota; Metazoa; Chordata; Mammalia; Perissodactyla; Equidae. The record is from RefSeq and is a predicted model, not a curated record.